Messenger RNA from Hipposideros armiger (great roundleaf bat), 1895 nucleotides. It is a transcript of the gene PPM1J, whose product is annotated as protein phosphatase, Mg2+/Mn2+ dependent 1J. Gene Ontology annotation, biological process: protein dephosphorylation. Gene Ontology annotation, molecular function: [pyruvate dehydrogenase (acetyl-transferring)]-phosphatase activity. Gene Ontology annotation, cellular component: mitochondrion. Bases 14 to 1615 code for a protein of 533 amino acids. The record is from RefSeq and is a predicted model, not a curated record. NCBI's taxonomy places the organism in Eukaryota, Metazoa, Chordata, Mammalia, Chiroptera, Hipposideridae. The transcript has 10 exons.
UGGCGCCGAGAGGAUGCAAGCCAGUGGGGCGGUUCCCGGGUGGCCCAGAACAAGAGGGAGUUUCGCCGAGGAUCCGCCCUGCCCACCGGGAGCCAAUGGCCCAGGAGAGCGGGAGGGAGCGAGCACCGCCCCCCCGCGAGACCUAGGGGGCGGCUCCUUCCCUGGGGCGGAGCCACGGCCGAGGGCGGGGCAGGGAGGCAGCAUGCUGAGCCGGGUGCGCUCGGCCGUGGCGCACCUGGUGAGCUCAGGGGGCGCCCCGCCCCCGGGCCCCAAGUCUCCGGACCUGACCAACGCGACCUCGGCGCUGCCCACCGUCCCUCCAGAGGUGCCCAGGAGCCCUUCCGCGAGGACUGGGAGCGGGAGCGCGGUGCCCCCGAAGACAGCAGAGGCUCGGGCGAGCUUUUCCCGACCGACCUUUCUGCAGCUGAGCCCCGGGGGACUGCGACGCGCUGACGACCACGCUGGCCGGGCUGUGCAAAGUCCCCCAGACACCGGCCGCCGCCUGCCCUGGAGCACGGGCUACGCCGAGGUCAUCAACGCUGGCAAGAGCCGGCACAAUGAAGACCAGGCUUGCUGUGAAGUGGUGUAUGUGGAAGGUCGGAGGAGCGUUUCAGGGGUCCCUAGGGAGCCUAGCCGAAGCCAGGGACUGUGCUUCUACUACUGGGGACUGUUCGAUGGGCAUGCAGGGGGUGGAGCUGCUGAAAUGGCCUCCCGGCUCCUACAUUUCCACAUUCGGGAGCAGCUAAAGGACCUAGUAGAGAUACUCCAGGACCCCUCGCCACCUCCCCUCUGUCUCCCAUCUACCCCGGGGGCCCCAGGUUCCUCAGAUCCCUCUCACUUGGUUGGUCCUCAAUCCUGCUGGUCUUCGCAGAAGGAAGUGACCCAUGAGAGCCUGGUAGUGGGGGCCAUUGAGAAUGCCUUCCAUCUCAUGGAUGAGCAGAUGGCCCGGGAGCGGCGUGGCCACCACGUGGAGGGGGGCUGCUGUGCACUGGUUGUGGUCUACCUGCUAGGCAAGGUCUACGUGGCCAAUGCAGGUGACAGCAGAGCUAUCAUUGUCCGGAAUGGUGAAAUCAUUCCAAUGUCUCGGGAAUUCACCCCGGAGACUGAGCGCCAGCGUCUUCAGCAGCUAGGCUUCCUGAAACCAGAGCUGCUGGGUGGUGAAUUCACCCACCUCGAGUUUCCUCGAAGAGUUCAGCCCAAGGAGCUGGGUCAGAGGAUGCUGUAUCGGGACCAGAACAUGACCGGCUGGGCCUACAAAAAGAUCGAGCUGGAGGAUCUCAGGUUUCCUCUGGUCUGUGGGGAGGGCAAAAAGGCUCGAGUGAUGGCCACCAUUGGGGUGACCCGGGGCUUAGGAGACCACAACCUCAAGGUCUGCAGUUCCACCCUGCCCAUCAAGCCCUUCCUCUCCUGCUUCCCUGAGGUGCGAGUGUAUGACCUGACGCAGUAUGAGCACUGCCCGGAUGACGUGCUAGUCCUGGGAACAGAUGGGCUGUGGGAUGUCACCAGUGACUCUGAGGUACACAGCUCUGGCCCAAGCUCUGGUUCUGGGGGCCCGGGGCACCCCCCGGGACCGUGGCUGGCGUCUCCCCAACAACAAGCUGGGUUCCGGGGAUGACAUCUCGGUCUUCAUCAUCCCCCUGGGCGGGCCAGGUAGUUACUCCUAAGAGGCUCAGCCCCGACCCUCCCACCGCCAUCCCAGCCUCUCCAUGCUUAUGCCUCACCCAGCCCAAAUUCUGACGUUGUUUUCCUGGCCUUCUUUAGUGGCAGUUUAACUGAAGAAGGGGUAGCCAUUAGAUCCAAAAUUCUAGCCAUUGACAAAUAAACAAGAUGGAUAAAAAAUGUGUGUCUUUAUUUACUUGGACUAGAAACCGAAAGGUUACAAAACGCUUGUUGGG